AUGUUGGCCGCCGUGGCGGGCAGGGACUACUUCGCCGCCGAGUGCCUGGUGUCCAUGUCCACGCGGGCCGUGCUGCACGCGCGUUGGUGGGGGGCGGCGGGGGCGGGCCCCGGGGUCGUGGGCUCAGGGGCGGGCGCUGGCAAGCGGCUGGAGGUGGCAGACACCCGCCCCGCGCCCCGGGGGCUGCUGUGGGUGCCCCCGGUGCUGCGGCCGCCCGGACCCGGGGUGGACCCGGCUGACGGGGCGCCCCGCCUGCUGGCCGCGAGCGCUCUGGCCGACCUGAGCCGCGGCGUGCGCCAGGGCACCCGGGAGGACCCGGGAGUGGCCCCACGCGCCCUGGGGAGCGGCCCCGGCCCCGCCUCGCGCCCCGGGCCGGCCCUGGCCCUUCCUGAGGAUGAGCUCUCCGAGGACGAGAGUUCCUGCAGCGAGCCCGACACGCCAGGCACGCCCGAGGCCCCCGGGGAGCCGGGUGAGGGCGGCGCGGGGGUCCACGGGGCGCGCCCCUCGACGGCCGCCGGCCCGUCGUGGCGGCGGAGGCCGGUGGCCCCCGCGGCCAAGCGGCACCAGUGCGCGUUCGCGGGCUGUGGCAAGGCCUACUACAAGUCCUCGCACCUCAAGUCUCACCAACGUACCCACACGGGGGAGCGCCCCUUCUCCUGCGACUGGCUCGACUGCGACAGGAAGUUCACGCGCUCCGACGAGCUGGCGCGCCACUACCGCACGCACACCGGCGAGAAGCGUUUCUCCUGCCCGCUGUGCCCCAAGCAGUUCUCCCGCAGCGACCACCUCACCAAGCACGCCCGGCGCCACCCGAGCUACCGCCCAGACAUGGUCGAAUACCGCGGGCGCCGCCGUGCUCCCCGCCCCGAGCCACCCCCCGCUGCCGCCCCCGCGGCCCCUGCCCCCGCGGCCGACGGCUCCGGCUCCGACUCCGGCUCCGGCUCUGGCCAGGAAACCAGCUUCACCGCUUGCCUGUAG
Molecule: messenger RNA, 978 nt
Organism: Meriones unguiculatus (Mongolian gerbil)
Lineage: Eukaryota; Metazoa; Chordata; Mammalia; Rodentia; Muridae
Gene: Klf14
Product: KLF transcription factor 14
Exons: 2
Coding region: 1-978 (325 amino acids)
Biological process (GO): regulation of transcription by RNA polymerase II
Molecular function (GO): RNA polymerase II cis-regulatory region sequence-specific DNA binding; DNA-binding transcription factor activity, RNA polymerase II-specific
Source: RefSeq, a predicted model, not a curated record